AUGCUCCUAGCGGGCACCCGGUCCUCCUGGGGUGGUGGUGUUGCGGCAGGGCUCCAAGCCUUCACCGGCAGCCCAUUCUCAGUACGUCUGUCGGGAGGUCCGAACCUCUGCAUCGGACGGGUGGAAGUCUUUCGCCGAAGCCAAUGGGGGACGGUCUGUGACGAUGAGUGGGACGUGCUGGAUGCGGCCGUGGUGUGCCGAGAGCUGGACUGUGGGGAGGCUCUUUCCGCACCCCAUGGUGCCUGGUUUGGCGAAGGCACUGGUACCAUCUGGCUAAACGAGGUGCGUUGCCUGGGCACCGAGCGGCAUCUCCACGCCUGCCGCCACAAAGGCUUCCGCAGGCACGUCUGCACCCAUGAGGAGGACGCCAGUGCCAUCUGCUCAGUUCAGCGCUUCUCUCCUUUCACGUCCUUUUCUCCUCCCCCAACUGUCAGAGGGGACGAAAUUGAGACGGUAACGGCUGCAAGACCAGCGCCUUCUGUACCUGCAGAGGGGACUCCUGCCCUGCGCCUCAUGGGUGGCAGAAAUCACUGCUCUGGCCGGGUGGAGGUGUUCCACCAGGGGCAGUGGGGGACUGUAUGCGACGACAUGUGGGGGCUUCCAGAUGUCGCUGUCGUCUGCCGCGAGCUGGGCUGCGGCGAGGCCCUGGCAGCUCCAGGGGGAGCCAUUUUUGGCGUGGGGAACGUCAUCUGGUUGGAUGAUGUGCAGUGUGACGGUGGAGAGUCAACGCUGACCGAGUGCCUCGCCAGCCCAUGGGGGACGCACAACUGCCGACACAAUGAAGCUGCUGGGGCUGUGUGUUCAGAUGAGAUGCCCCUCACCAUGGUGGAAGAACACCUGGCCACACUCGCAAGGACCUUGGCACCCCAGAGGCCCCAACCUAUAACCCACAGGAGAUCUCCACGUCCUACUCGGCCAUCAAGGGAUCAGGCAGGAUCUGUAGCUCAUGAAGCAUCAUGGCAUAUAAGAAAGAGCUCGACAGAAGGACAUUCUGAGGCGAUACUAGCUGGACAGUGGCAGGUGCGGCUAGUGGGGGGCUCCGGAUCCUGUGCUGGACGGGUGGAGGUUCUGCAUAAAGACUCCUGGGGUACUGUGUGCGACGAUGGCUGGGACCUGUUGGAUGCGACGGUGGUGUGCCGUGAGCUGGGCUGCGGGGCCCCUCUUCUCAGUCCCGGAAACGCACGAUACGGACCGGGAUCUGGACCCAUCUGGUUAGAUGAUGUCAACUGUACCGGGAAAGAGUCCACUCUGCAGCACUGCCAAUCCCAGCCCUGGGGGCAGCAUAACUGCAACCAUCACGAGGACGCUUCUGUCAUCUGCAUAGGCACCUGGAAGCCCCUGUCUUUGCCAGAACCUGCCACGGAUUCAAAUGUAGCUGAAUUGAUUCCCACCACACAGGUGCCAAAAUCUGAGAGAGAAACCGGGCCAACCAGCUUUUCAGGAAUAGAACUUCUUCCGGUCACGCAAGACCUCACAGACACAAUGGAGACGGUGACUCAGGUCCAGUGGGAUGACAUCCCUGGGGUGCCGCCGGUCACACAGGAACCCACCAACCCCUCUGCUGAAACUCCGCCAGCCUCCGUCUUGUGGGUUUGGGAGUCUGAGAGAGAAACUGAGCCACCAAAUCCUUCAGGAACGGUCACACUCAGACAAAGUCUCAAGGCUGCCAUGGAGACUGAGCCUUCCAUCCAGUGGGACAACAUGUCCAGAGAACCUCCAGUGACGCAAAAAGCAGAACCAAGUAGCCUCUCCACUAAAACUGAGUCCACCUCAGCCAUAUGGGUUGUAGAAUCUGAGAGAGAAACCGAGCCAACCAGCGCUUCAAGGAUAGAACUUCUUCCAGUCACACAAGACUUCAAAGACGCCAUGGAGACUGUGACUCAGGUCCAGUGGGAUGACAUCCCUGGGGUGCCACCAAUCACAAAGGAACCCACCAACCCCUUCUCUGUCAAUCAGCCAGCCUCUGCCAUGUGGGUUGGGGAAUCUGAGAGAGGAACUGAGUCAGCCGUUCAUGGAGGGAUGGGACUGUUCCCGUCCUCAGAGAGCUUGGAGGCUACAAGGGAGAUGGAAAUGCCAACUGCCACACAGAACAUACAACCUACGAACGACAGGGAAGACAUCAGCCCUGAAGCCCCAGACUCCAUUGUUCCCAAUACCUCGAGCUCAUGGGAUGGAGCAGAUGUUUCUGGUGUGACUGAUGUAUUGUCCAGAAGUCCAGUUCAGCACAUAUUGGACACAGACGGUCCAUCCGAGAAAGACUUGAGCUCAGGAGUCACGGAAAGAGGGCCAGAGGCUGUCUCCACAACCGGUCAGACCAAGGCACCGGGGACAAGCAAACCAUCCCCUGAGCCAGUCAGCCCCUCUGGUCAGCUCAACAAAAUGUCUCCUGGCUGCUCUGUUAGGCAGGAAACAAGGAAAGAGGAGCAAGACUGCGGCUGUUGGGCUGAUACCCUGGGGAAAGAGGUCCACGCAAUGGACAGUCUUCGUGGGGAACUGGGCUCCCUCUCCACAGCCAUCAGGCAACAGGGUUCUCAGCUGGAGGCCGUGGCCCGAAGUUUGGCUGAGCUGGCUGUGUCUGUGCACCGACUGGUUGGGGCACUGCCUGCCCUGACGCAGCCGGUUCCAGCAUCACUCUCCUCAUCUCCCUGUAGGCAGGGAUAUUCCAACAGGGCGAGAGAUUAG
Molecule: messenger RNA, 2682 nt
Organism: Euleptes europaea (tarantolino)
Lineage: Eukaryota; Metazoa; Chordata; Lepidosauria; Squamata; Sphaerodactylidae
Product: soluble scavenger receptor cysteine-rich domain-containing protein SSC5D-like
Exons: 11
Coding region: 1-2682 (893 amino acids)
Cellular component (GO): membrane
Source: RefSeq, a predicted model, not a curated record